AUGGUCCAUCUUGCAACUAUUAAGAAAGACGACGACAAAGUCAAGUCGCUCCAUAAGCGCGUCGAUUCAAUCCAGCUUGAAACCACAGAUGAUGAUGACUACUCAUCCACCGUCUAUGGAACGCGGUUUGCGACUCAAAAACUCCCCUCUACGGAGAUACCGGAGCGCGAGAUGCCCCGCGAGGUGGCUUAUCGCAUGAUUAAAGAUGAGUUGAGCUUGGAUGGCAAUCCAAUGCUGAAUCUGGCGAGCUUCGUCACCACUUACAUGGAAGAGGAAGCGGAGAAGCUCAUGAGCGAGUCCUUCAGCAAGAACUUCAUCGACUACGAAGAAUAUCCCCAAUCUGCCGAGAUCCAGAAUCGAUGCGUCAAUAUGAUCGCUCGGUUGUUCAACGCUCCCACUGACAGCGAUGAUGAGCAUCCCAUGGGAACCUCCACCGUCGGGUCCUCCGAGGCCAUUAUGUUGGGCACUCUGGCGAUGAAGAGAAGAUGGCAGAACAAGCGCAAGGCUGAAGGGAAGGACUACUCUCGGCCCAAUAUUGUGAUGAACAGUGCUGUUCAGGUCUGCUGGGAGAAGGCAGCUCGCUACUUCGACGUUGAAGAGCGCUAUGUCUACUGCACCAAGGAUCGCUACGUGAUCGACCCUCAGGAAGCCGUUGAUCUGGUUGACGAGAACACUAUUGGUAUUUGUGCCAUUCUCGGCACCACCUAUACCGGUGAGUACGAGGACGUGAAGGCGAUCAACGAUCUGCUCGUAGAGCGCGGCCUCGACUGCCCGAUCCACGUUGACGCCGCCAGUGGCGGUUUCGUCGCUCCCUUCAUCCACCCGACACUCAAGUGGGACUUCCGUCUGGAGAAGGUGGUCUCGAUCAACGUAUCUGGCCACAAAUACGGUCUCGUAUACCCAGGAGUCGGGUGGGUCGUCUGGCGGUCGCCCGAGUACCUGCCCAAGGAGCUGAUUUUCAACAUCAACUAUCUGGGCGCGGAGCAGGCCAGUUUUACCCUGAACUUCUCCAAGGGUGCUUCGCAGGUUAUCGGCCAGUACUACCAGAUGAUCCGCCUCGGCAAGCGGGGAUACCGCUCAGUGAUGGUGAACAUCACCCGCAUCGCAGACUACCUUGCGGAGCAACUGGAGGAGCUGGGAUUCAUCAUCAUGAGCCAGCGGCGCGGUCGGGGAUUGCCCCUGGUCGCGUUCCGACUCCCGGAGGACCGCGAUGAGCUGUAUGACGAAUUCGCGUUGGCGCAUCAGCUGCGCGAGCGGGGCUGGAUCGUCCCCGCGUAUACGAUGGCGCCGAACAGCAACUCGCUGAAGCUGAUGCGUGUGGUGGUGCGCGAGGAUUUCACCAUGAGCCGAUGCGACACGUUGCUUGCCGAUAUUAAGCUCGCUUUGAAGAGCUUGGGUGAUAUGGACAAGGCAAUGUUGGAGAGGUACACGUCACACGUCCAAAGGCAUUCGACAAACUCGCAUAAGGCGAAGCACACGCAUCCACACUACAAGGGAGAGAAGCACUCGCUGCAGGGGAAGACAGGAAAGACGCAUGGGGUGUGCUAG
Aspergillus calidoustus is the source of this 1548-nucleotide messenger RNA. Lineage: Eukaryota; Fungi; Ascomycota; Eurotiomycetes; Eurotiales; Aspergillaceae. The record is from the annotation of a GenBank genome assembly.